Molecule: messenger RNA, 2207 nt
Organism: Aquila chrysaetos chrysaetos
Lineage: Eukaryota; Metazoa; Chordata; Aves; Accipitriformes; Accipitridae
Gene: LHX8
Product: LIM homeobox 8
Exons: 9
Coding region: 633-1676 (347 amino acids)
Biological process (GO): regulation of transcription by RNA polymerase II; neuron differentiation; forebrain neuron development
Cellular component (GO): nucleus
Molecular function (GO): DNA-binding transcription factor activity, RNA polymerase II-specific; RNA polymerase II transcription regulatory region sequence-specific DNA binding
Source: RefSeq, a predicted model, not a curated record
CGCGGGUGCGGGGGGGCGGUCGCGGGGCGCCAGCGACGUGGGGAGCUGGGCGGCCGGGGGGGCUGCCCGCCUUUCCCCGGCCCGCAGCGCAUCUGCGGCCGUCCGCCGCGCCCGCUCGUCGCCUGGCGGACCCGGGCUCCGAGGACGAUAAGAAAGACGGAGAAAUCUGCCGUACGCUGUUUUUCCUCCGACAGCUGCUUUACGAAUCACCGCUGUCCGUUCACCGUCGCCGUGGGCAGCAACGCGCGGACUGACUUUGCCGGCUCCUGCUGCUGUGUUUUUCAGAGGGGAAAGGUGUAUGCAUACAGAAAGGGAGUUGUUUUACAGAAAUCGAAUACGCAGCCCUCCGUGAAGCGCGCACGGACACCCUGAACUAACUCGUUGACGGUGCAGUGCAGCAGAAGGACCGACGCGCAAGAAACUCGACGCUGCUCCCGGCCGCGCAACGGUCCCGUCGCGCCCCGGGCUUACCGAGCGCUCUCCUCGCGGCGGGUCUGGCCCCCCUUUCCUCCACGGCACGUCUCUCUGGAGCCCCCCGCCAGGCGCUGAGAGCAGAGACCCGGCGCGGGGUCCCCGGAGCGGCCUCGCCGCGCCCCCGCCGCCGCCGCGCUGGCAUGCGGUAGGGCAGUGCCAUGUAUUGGAAGAGCGACCCGAUGUUCGUCUGCAGGCUGGAGGACAAGGACCUUCCCGCGCUCGGCGGCCCCUCGGAGAAGGCGAGCCCCGCAGCGGCCGACGAGGACUCCUGCUCUUCCUCCGCCGCCCUCUCGCCCUCCUCCUCGCCGCGGUCCAUGGCCUCGGGCUCCGGCUGCGCCCCCAGCAAGUGCGUGUGCAGCAGCUGCGGCCUGGAGAUCGUGGACAAGUACCUGCUGAAGGUAAACGACCUCUGCUGGCAUGUGCGCUGUCUCUCAUGCAGUGUUUGCAGAACGUCUCUAGGAAGGCACACCAGCUGUUACAUCAAAGAUAAAGAUAUCUUCUGCAAACUUGAUUAUUUCAGGCGGUAUGGCACCCGCUGUUCCCGCUGUGGGAGGCACAUUCAUUCUACUGACUGGGUCCGAAGGGCUAAAGGAAAUGUGUACCACUUGGCAUGUUUCGCGUGCUUCUCCUGCAAAAGACAGCUUUCUACUGGAGAGGAGUUUGCUUUGGUCGAAGAGAAAGUCCUUUGUAGAGUACAUUACGACUGCAUGUUGGACAAUCUGAAAAGAGAAGUUGAAAAUGGUAACGGGAUUAGUGUGGAAGGAGCAUUACUAACAGAACAAGAUGUUAAUCAUCCAAAACCAGCAAAAAGAGCUCGGACCAGCUUCACGGCUGAUCAACUCCAGGUUAUGCAAGCACAGUUUGCUCAGGACAACAAUCCAGAUGCACAAACGCUUCAGAAACUGGCAGAAAGAACAGGCUUGAGCAGGCGUGUUAUACAGGUGUGGUUUCAAAAUUGCAGAGCACGCCAUAAGAAACAUGUUAGUCCUAAUCAUUCAUCUACUGCUCCUGUCACAGCAGUUCAGCCCUCCAGGCUGUCUCCACCCAUGUUAGAAGAAAUGGCAUACUCUGCGUAUGUCCCCCAGGAUGGGACUAUGUUAACUGCUCUACACAGCUAUAUGGAUGCUCAUUCACCUACAGCUCUUGGACUCCAGCCUUUGCUACCCCAUUCAAUGACACAACUGCCACUAAGUCACACCUAAUUCCUUUCUGUCAGGGAUAUAAGAUAUUAAGGAUGUAACCUUGAGUCAUUUAUUGUGUAUUAAAAAUAUCAUUGGAAAGAUAUUAAUGUUAACUCUUUAUUUAACAUCUAAAGCAUUUUCAAGAUCAUUUUUGCUGCCCAGGUAUGUAAGUAUAUUUAGCCUGCAAGACACUUUUAUGGAUUCUGCAUAAAUAACUAUUACAUUGUUUACAAGCCUUAUUAAACACCUUUUUGUAUUGUCUGGAAGUAGUCCACUCUAGUUAUGUGUGUGUUAAUUUAUUUGUCAUCAAAAGAGCACUUUGCCUAAAAGAAAGGACUGACAAUUGUGCAAAAUGUUUACAAUUCUUUGUGAAAUUGUAGUUUAUCAUUAGUUUGUAUCUGUAAGUUAUUGCUAAAAGUAUUACCUGUAUUUGAGUUGUAUACAGCCUAUAUGUUAAAGCUUAUUUCUGUGAGUUUACAAAAAUAAAUUUUGGUUGCAAAUAUUUUCAAAAUGAACUGAAUAAAGUUUCUGCUGUAGCAUGCCAAGCAAAAA